AAAUAUUUUUUCAAUAAAUUUCAAAAAGGUUGGUGUAUCAUAUUUUGUGCUUUUCAAUCAAAACCUCAAUUUAUAGUUUCAAGGAUGGGACAUAAAUCGCUAGGUUGGGGAGUAACAGCAAUAUGGGGGGUUUUCUCUGCGUACUAUCUCACUCACACUGACUCCAAGCUAUCAUUGUACGAAUUGAUGAUAAUGAUGCCUCAGUGGUGUGAGCUAAGCGAAGAGUUCAACACGAGUUAUACUGUCCUCACACCACAGGCCACCAUAAUCUUCUGCAUGGGCGUCACGGUGAUGUUGACCAUGUGCUGGUACAGUAUCCAAGAGGAUGACAUCGAUGUCAUGACCUCAGAGGCUUCUGAGAUAGAUCAGUACGUCAAGACUGACCUCGCACCAGAGGAUAAUCUCAAAGAGGAUGCACUGUUGGAGAGUGCCAAAUCGCUCAUGGAUCUUGUUGAUCUCGAGUACCAGCACUGUGCCGCCACCAUAGCUUCCAACAACGAGACCCCUGGCAAGAAAGUUGGUGGGGAAGCUGAAUGGGCAACAGGAGAAACCAGCUCUGAAGACGAGGACGCUACCCGUGAAAUAACUGGAGCACAAAUUAGGAACUAUUCAAAGGACACAGAGGAGGAACAAAUUUUAAAAUUUCUUGAUCAAUAAUCCCCUAACUAUCUGGGAACCAUUUUGGCUAAUUAAGAGUGAACACAAACAUUUAAAUGAUUUACAUGAAUAAUCUAAAAAUUAGUGGGAUUGAUUUGUAGAGAUUUGAUUCCACAGUAUACACUUGUACAUUAAAUUUACGUAAUGUGUGUAUAAGGAGUCAAUCAAUUUGCUUAAAAUAUUUGAUAUGUUUGAAAAUAUAAUAUAAAACAGA
Molecule: messenger RNA, 871 nt
Organism: Homalodisca vitripennis (glassy-winged sharpshooter)
Lineage: Eukaryota; Metazoa; Arthropoda; Insecta; Hemiptera; Cicadellidae
Exons: 2
Coding region: 85-657 (190 amino acids)
Source: RefSeq, a predicted model, not a curated record